Messenger RNA from Cutaneotrichosporon cavernicola, 1902 nucleotides. RefSeq lists its product as uncharacterized. The transcript is spliced from 12 exons. Bases 1 to 1902 code for a protein of 633 amino acids. Lineage: Eukaryota; Fungi; Basidiomycota; Tremellomycetes; Trichosporonales; Trichosporonaceae. Gene Ontology annotation, cellular component: cytosol. The record is from RefSeq and is a predicted model, not a curated record. Gene Ontology annotation, molecular function: metallopeptidase activity; epoxide hydrolase activity; aminopeptidase activity. Gene Ontology annotation, biological process: proteolysis.
AUGUCCUUCUCCCCGCUGUACACUCCGCCGACCGGUGCGGACCGUGACCUCUCCACACUGUCCAACUACUUGGAGAUCCGCACCACCCAUAUUGAUUUGGUGUGGGCGAUCGACUGGACGGCCAAGACGUUUGGCGGCAGCGCAGCGCUUGCCUUCGAGGCGGUCACGGACGUCGACGAGGUCGUGCUCGACACAUCGUACCUCUCCGUCGAGGCAGUAGAUAUCGAUGGAGCUAAGGGCGACUGGAAUCUUGAUGAGCGGAUCGACGUCAUGGGCCAGGCGCUACGUGUCAAGCUGCCCAAGACUCUCAAGAAGGGCGAGACCACGCAGAUCAAGGUCACGUACUCCACGACCAAGGACUGCACGGCGGUUGGAUGGCUCAACCCAGUCCAGACCAAGAGCGGCAAGUACCCGUACCUCUACUCACAGGCCCAGGCGAUCCACGGCCGUUCCAUGCUGCCGUGUCAGGACACGCCAGCUAUGAAGGCGACUUACAGCUCGCGCGUGACUUCUACGCUCCCCGUGCUCAUGUCUGCCCUCCGCAAGUCGCCGGCCCCCGACCAGGAGCUCGAGCUCGGCAAGAGCAUCGAGUACGUCUACGACCAGCCGGUCGCGAUCCCGAGCUACCUCAUUGCCAUUGCGUCCGGCGAAGUCAUCUACAAGGCGUUCCCAGACAUGGAGGGGCGCAACUGGCGCACGGGCGUGUGGACCGAGCCGCUUACUAUGAAGGAGGCGUACUGGGAGUUCGAGGAGGACACUGCCAAGCAGGUCGCGUGCGCCGAGGACCUGACGUCGGCGUACCGUUUUGGCGUGUACGACUUCCUGAUCCUUCCCGACUCGUUCCCUUAUGGAGGCAUGGAGAACUGCUGCCUCACGUUCGCCACACCUACUCUCCUUGCACACGACCGCUCGCUCGUCGAUGUCAUUGCUCACGAGAUUAGCCACUCGUGGUUCGGCAACAGCAUUGGUUGCGCGUCAUGGUCGCACUUCUGGCUCAACGAAGGCUGGACGACGUACCUCGAGCGCCUGAUCAUCGGCAAGCUACAUGGUGAACCCGCGCGUAACCUCUCGUACAUCAUCGGCAAGGUCGGGCUAAUCGAGUCGCUGAAGAGCUACGAGAAGACGCCGCGCUUCCAGAGCCUGAUCGCAGGAUACAAGGAGCACGAGGACCCCGACGAGGGGUACAGCCAGGUUCCGUAUGAGAAGGGCUCCAACUUCUUGCUCUACCUUGAGCGCACGGUCGGUGGACUCGAGCACUUCCUGCCGUACAUGAAGGACUACGUCAAGACGUUCACGAACACAUCGAUCACGACCGAACAGUGGCGCGAGCACCUCUUCGACUACUUUGGCAAGCAGAAGGACUCGGAGACGUACCUCAAGCAGCUCGAUAAGGUUGACUGGGACGCGUGGCUGCACGGAACAGGGGUCAAGCUCCCGGUGGAGCUGGAGUACGACGACUCGCUUUCGAAGCUUUGCCUCGAGCUUGCUGCGCGUUGGGACAAGGCAAGGACAGACAACGACUUGACUCAGUUCUCGAAGAAGGACAUGGCGGAAUUUUCAUCCGAGCAGGUGUGCGUCUUCCUCGACAAGCUGGGCGAGUACGAACCGUUCCGGCCAGCGACGGUGCGCGCUCUCGACGAACUGUACGACCUGAACAAGAGCCACAACGCGGAGAUCAAGCUGCGCUUCUACAAGGUUGCGCUUAUUUCUGGCCCAGAGUACUGUGACAGUGCUGCGAAGUGGGUUGAGACCAAGGGUCGCAUGAAAUUCUGCCGGCCGAUCUUCCGUCUCCUCAACGUGCAGGACCACGACCUCGCAAUCAAGACGUUCAAGGCACACGCAAACUUCUACCACCCCAUUGCGCGCAAGAUGAUUGCAAAGGACCUGGGGGUUGAGCUGUGA